Colletotrichum godetiae is the source of this 645-nucleotide messenger RNA. RefSeq lists its product as uncharacterized. NCBI's taxonomy places the organism in Eukaryota, Fungi, Ascomycota, Sordariomycetes, Glomerellales, Glomerellaceae. The coding region runs from base 201 to 485 and encodes 94 amino acids. The transcript has a single exon. The record is from RefSeq and is a predicted model, not a curated record.
ACGAGAAGCAAGGGCGAAAGAAAGUGUGGAAAUGCUGCCUCUCGGAUCGAGUCAUCGCCACCAUCCAUUCCGAAAAGUUGAGUAAUGAUUUGUGUCUGGUUGUAUUUUUGUAUUCCUGGACAGACACUCAGUGUGACAGAGUAGGUAUUCGCAAAGAGAAGAGAAUAGAAUUUUCUUUAGGUGAACAACACAUCGGCUGCAUGGCUGCAGGUGGAGAGGGAAACCUGGCGAUGUUUUGUUUGUUGUUGGAACUUGGAAGACGGCAAUGCAAUGGCCUUGGUGGUCUCCCACAGACAGCCAGUUGGCUGGCCGAACAAGAGGAAUAUGUGAGGCUGGGAGGCUAUAGUUCGGUCAUCCGGGCCCAGUGCGGCAGGUUUGUUGUGAUAAGGCGCGAGAGGAUCUUCCCGUGCCCUCAAACUCUGAAUCCAACAUCAGAGAGUUGCGUUCUUGGGAACGUUGUCACCUCGGUGACCGCAGGGCACUGACUGUGAAGCUAUGUUCCUUCCCUGAAUGGCGACGGCGGAGGGCACUGAACAGGCAAUCCUGGAAAGAGCCAUCGAACGCCCGGGGCAGCUGGGGGGCAUUGAGCUGACUGGCUGGAUGACAAGAACCAGGAAGGCCCUUCCUACGUGCCUGCUUUCCGGC